Molecule: messenger RNA, 619 nt
Organism: Amaranthus tricolor (Joseph's coat)
Lineage: Eukaryota; Viridiplantae; Streptophyta; Magnoliopsida; Caryophyllales; Amaranthaceae
Product: 60S ribosomal protein L30-like
Exons: 4
Coding region: 140-475 (111 amino acids)
Cellular component (GO): cytosolic large ribosomal subunit
Molecular function (GO): RNA binding; structural constituent of ribosome
Source: RefSeq, a predicted model, not a curated record
UCACCUAACGAAAAAAACCCAAUUAAGCGAAAUCUUAUAAAACCCUAAUAUCAAAUUUCUUGAUAGUAGCCGCCGCUGGUAAGUAAAAACUCAUCUCCGUUCCGUGGCUCCUCCCGAAGCUUUCUAAUCAAUCGCCGCCAUGGUUUCUUCAAAGAAGACGAAGAAGACUCAUGAGAGUAUCAACAACAGGUUGGCUCUUGUAAUGAAGAGUGGAAAGUACACUCUUGGUUACAAGACCGUUCUUAAAACUCUCAGAAGUUCCAAAGCAAAAUUGGUGAUUAUAUCUAACAACUGCCCACCUUUGAGAAAGUCUGAGAUAGAGUACUAUGCUAUGUUGGCUAAGGUUGGAGUUCACCAUUACAAUGGAAACAAUGUUGAUCUCGGAACUGCUUGCGGUAAAUACUUCAGGGUGUGCUGUCUCAGCAUUAUCGACCCAGGUGAUUCGGAUAUCAUCAAGAGCAUGCCUGACCACUAAAUUUGCCGUCUUGGUGGAAUUUUUCCGGUGUUCUUACAGAACGCAUUUUCGAGAGUGUUUCGUUUCAAGUCUUUUGGACCUGUGUUGUAGACGUAUAUUUACUAGUUACUGAAGAUUUUAUGUACUCUAUCUCGUUUGUUUCUA